Messenger RNA from Toxorhynchites rutilus septentrionalis, 1614 nucleotides. It is a transcript of the gene Atg5, whose product is annotated as autophagy protein 5. Gene Ontology annotation, biological process: nucleophagy; autophagy of mitochondrion; cellular response to nitrogen starvation. The record is from RefSeq and is a predicted model, not a curated record. Bases 225 to 1022 code for a protein of 265 amino acids. The transcript is spliced from 7 exons. NCBI's taxonomy places the organism in Eukaryota, Metazoa, Arthropoda, Insecta, Diptera, Culicidae. Gene Ontology annotation, cellular component: cytoplasm; phagophore assembly site membrane; Atg12-Atg5-Atg16 complex.
GAUAAAGGGCGAAGACAAAACAACAACAAAUCGCCUUCUGAGAUUUACAGCAGAAAAUUAACAAGUGUUUCACGGCGAGUUCCACGGUCCCGUGUACGGGAGAAUUUUGAUUCUACUGAAUGACAAUUCGCACCCCGCUUUGAGCAUCGCCAUAGAGUUGGUUCCAUCCGUGUUAGGGUAGCAGAGAGCAGCUAGUACCGCGCCUGUCGGCAAGCCUGGUUGAAAUGGCUAACGAUCGUGAAAUUCUGCGUGAGAUCUGGGAGGGCAAAAUUCCGGUCCACUUCCAGCUCUCGUCAGACGAGACGGACGUCGAGCCGGAGGAGUUCUUUCUCUUGAUACCAAGACUCAGCUACUUUCCACUAGUCACUGAUAAGGUUCGAAAGCAUUUUCUCCGAUUCCUAUCGAACGAGCUGCAGGAUGGGGAGAUGUGGUUGGAUAGCAACGGGACUCCGCUCAAGUGGCACUAUCCUAUCGGGGUGCUGUUCGAUCUUCUAGUCAGCAGCGAUGCCAUUCUUCCCUGGCACAUCACAGUCCAUUUCUCUAAAUUCCCAGAGGAGAUUUUAUUUAGAUGCCCAAACAAGGAUAUUGUUGAAGCACAUUUCAUGUCUAGUCUGAAGGAAGCCGAUGUGCUGAAGCACCGUGGUCAGGUGGUAUCCGCAAUGCAGAAGAAGGAUCACAAUCAGUUAUGGCUAGGCUUAGUUAAUGAUAAGUUUGAUCAAUUUUGGGCUGUCAAUCGCAGACUAAUGGAACCUAUUCCAGACCAGGAUGGUUUCAAGCACAUUCCAAUAAGAUGUUACGCAGAGGACGGUUCCUAUCAGCAAAAACUAGUCGCACCGAGCACCGAAACAGGCCAGAAACGCACCCUCCAGGAUCUGCUAGAAGACUUCUCGACACCUGUCCGAAAAGCAGUGGAAGCCCGAACCCAUGGCGUCAGUGUACCGGAAAGCACUCCACUGCAGUGGCUCUCGGAGCAUCUGAGCUAUCCGGACAAUUUUCUCCACCUCUGUCUGGUGUACGCUUAGGACCGUCAAGCCAGACCGACGAUCCGGGCUGUGAACUGAGUGAAUGAGAAGCCAAGACACGCCGGAAAGAAUCUGCAAUGAACCAUGUUAUAUUCCAUACUAGGACGAGCCAUCGAUCUAUAUAUACAAACACACUCAAAAAAAAAAAAAAAAAGAAAAACAACAAAUGAAGAGGGCGUAAGUGUACCGUAUGAAUAAGUUUUUUUCCUCUCUCAGUUAUAUUUUUUUAAAACGAAACACAAAUGACACAUACAAACAGACACAAAAACACACGACACAACACAACACAUAUAUUUAAUAUUUAAGCUUAAUUAAUAUUAUAAUGCGUAGCGUAUUGUCAUAUAAAUUGCCGCUUUUACCUCGUUGUCACUAUAAUAUUGUAUUAUCUUCUGGUUUUCACCGACGCGAUCAAAACUUGGUUCUGAACCGUGGUAAGUCAAGCGGGGUGAAGGGGCGAAGCGAAUCGUAGGAGCAGUGAAGAUAGAAAAGUAGAAGGAAAACAACACAAAACAACAAAAAAUCAGUGAAGAAUGAAACACGGUGAUGAUGAUAAUAAAGAUCAACUGAAACUGAUUUGAGCUGCGAGAGCGCG